CACGUUAACGCCGUCACAAUAGCAACGACGUUAAAAACUACUCACUUUAACGUCAUCGCAUGAAAACAAAUUUAGGAAGUGGAAGGAUGUCUGCAUUUGUGCAUCGAGACAGAAUUCAAAAUUGCUACAAGGAAACCAUCAAUGAUCCAUUCGAUGAAUUAACAAAUGAAAUGUUGCAUAAUACUGCAGUGUCGAAUAGCGUACCGAUGGAAUUUUUAAUUCCUCCUUUUCUAACUGGCAUCGCGCAUUUCCUGAACAAAUCGGAAAUUCGACCCUGGGGAAGCUGGACCCAACCUUCAAUCAUUUAUUCUGCGACGGUCGGAUUCACUGGAACAAACAAAACAGCAGCUAUGGAUGCUGUCCGAAAUGCCAUUGCCGAAGUUGAGAGUGCUACUGAAAUUUGCGACAUGAGGUCUAGAAUGAAUCAAUCUGCUACAGUUGAAUCACUAUUAAAACAGCUGAAUAACGACAGCCGGCAAAUUCAGCUGUGGGAUGAGCUCAAAACUUGGCAGAGCAGUCUCGGGCUGUACAAGACUGGUUCCGCAUCCGACUACGAUACAACUAUAUAUCUGACAACGUACAAUGGCGGAACUUUAAAGAGACAAACUUGUAGCAGUAACAUCUCCAUUCAAAAGCCUGUGGUAAAUAUCUGUGGAAUGGCGCAUCCUGGGGAAAUUUGCAGGUGCCUUGACGAGGAAAGAAAAAAUGCCAACUCUAACGAUGGUUUAUACAGCCGAUUCCUCCUUUGCAUGCCAAAACCGGAAUUCAGAGAUGCGGAUUUAAAUGAAGAAAUCUUACCUAAUACCCCUAGUCUGGCCAGAGUUUUCUAUGUGGUAGAUCAAACACAUAAAAAUAAAAGAUUCUAUAUGUAUGACAAUGACGCUCAGAAAUUGGCUGUGAAGUUCUACAAUGAGCAACAGGAAUUCCUUCGGGAAAACCACAGCACUGAUACAUAUAUAUCUGGAAUGUUGGGAAAACUGAAAGGACAUACCCAGCGCCUAGCAAUGAUAAUUCAGGCAGUCCUUAAUGCAGCCGAAUUUCUGGUAUCUGUUGGAGAGUCAUCUAACCAGCCAAUCACGUCUGAAUUUCAAGACAUAGUAAAGAAUGGUCUCCUCUUGCCUACUGAUGUUGAUAACAUUUGUUUGAUUAACACGCAAAGCACAGAAAAAUCCAUCAACCUUGCAAAAUAUUUCAUGAAUCACAAAAAGUAUCUGUCUGGAUAUACAGCUGCAGGAGUCCUUGAGCAGUCUUGCAAUAUCAUUCCACAACUAACAAGAAAGAUCCUUCUUUACCCAGGACCAUCCGUUCCAUGCAACGCCAUAACAAGGAGCACGAGAAAUACGGCUGAGCAGGUAAAAGACGAAAUGAAAUCUUUGUGCGAGCAAGGACUUGGCGAAACAAAACAUGAAAAGCCGCAAGGUGGAGGGCGACUGAUUUUCACUUUCAUUAAAAAAAACCACCCAAGACUUGUCUCUUGAAAGUACUGUACAGAUGACAAACACUCUUUCCAAGGUUGGAAUAGACAUGAGGGAGUACGAGGAUGCUCUUUCUAACACCGAGAAUGCACCACCGUGCAAAAAAAUGAAAACUCUGAUCAUGACUGAAUAAUUGUUCUACACUAAUUUCAUGUUGAUGUUGCACAACCACUUGAAUGGCCAUAAUGGCAUUGUUUUCAUACUGAUAUAUGAAUUUUAUAUAAUUCAAGUAAUAUACAACAAUAAAAUUCUAA
Molecule: messenger RNA, 1729 nt
Organism: Saccostrea cuccullata (small rock oyster)
Lineage: Eukaryota; Metazoa; Mollusca; Bivalvia; Ostreida; Ostreidae
Exons: 5
Coding region: 60-1478 (472 amino acids)
Source: RefSeq, a predicted model, not a curated record